This is a messenger RNA of Gigantopelta aegis, 2369 nucleotides long. RefSeq names its product heparan sulfate 2-O-sulfotransferase 1-like. Gene Ontology annotation, cellular component: membrane. The transcript has 8 exons. Bases 807 to 1892 code for a protein of 361 amino acids. The record is from RefSeq and is a predicted model, not a curated record. Lineage: Eukaryota; Metazoa; Mollusca; Gastropoda; Neomphalida; Peltospiridae. Gene Ontology annotation, molecular function: heparan sulfate 2-sulfotransferase activity.
UUAACAACCGGUUUUUUUUUUUAAGUUUUAAAUUUAGUACGUACUAGGGCCUAAGUAUGCUACUUUAAAUUGGACAUAAAAUUAGUUCAAUGUUUGUUGGGGUUUUUUUGUGGGGUGUUUUUCUUUUUUUUUUCUUUUUUUCUUUUUUAUCAUGUCACAAAAAGAAAAAUGUGCUCAAGCAACUAUUUUUUUAAUAAUUUAUCAUCUCACUAAAUAUUUAAUAUUUAAAUGACUGUUUCAACGUUUAAAACAGAAGAAUAGAAAAUGGCUAUGGGGUAUGUCCAUGAGUCACUGUGAUAUCGAUUUUGUCUCCGCGACAGUCGGAGAAGAUCGCUGGUUGUCGAGCGAAUGCCGAGAAGUCGCCCGACACAACAGCCGUCCAGAAAGCAGCAUUCUCGGCGCAUGCGUCGUAACUUCAAAGCAGCCGCUUUUACUUCAGUAAACAUGACUUGAGGCUUUUGUCGAGUUGUUUCACUGUAACAACUGUUAUCCCGAGGAGACUACCGGAACAUCGACGUGUUUCUUCAAAGACUUUCACUUCUAAUCGUGGACAAUGUUACAGACACGCUCGAGUUUUUAGUCACCCAUCGCCCGAAGGUAGCCGAAGUGUUCUCCGUAACUCUUUCACAAACUGCGACAAAGUUCUCACUGAAACAUGGGCAAGCGUAAAUAGAUUUAAAGGAGCACGAUCACAUUUUGUUGUGAUCAAUGUCAGAUUUUUGUGUCAUUGGCCUUGUUGGCAGAUACUGUGUUGACGACUGUUAUAGUAAUGGUGAGAGUGUCCUCGUAGUUAGGCCUACGCUGUGAUGCGUUUACAGUGUCUUAGAGUGAUGCAGGGUCGGCAUGUUGUUAAUGGACUGGGUAUCGUUUGUGUGUUGGCAGUUCUUGGCUGUAUGCAUCUUUUGGCAGAAGUGUCCAGACUGGAUGAGGCCCGAAUUAAACUGGAGAAAGCCGUAACGAAGUUACAGCUGGAUAACAUGGACAUCACGCGUCGACAUCUUUCAUUUGCAAAUGUACAGGACAUCGUUGAGCCGAAUGAUGAUGACACGGUGGUGAUCUACAACCGUGUGCCGAAGACGGGCAGCACUUCGUUCGCUGGCAUCGCCUACGAACUGUGUCAGAAAAACAAGUUCCACGUCCUGCAUAUCAACAUCACCAAAAACGCCAGAACGCUGUCCCUAUCAGACCAGAUGCGCUUUGUGACAAACAUCACGUCAUGGAAUGAAAAGAAGCCUGCAUUGUACCAUGGUCAUCUGGCCUACAUUGACUUUUCUAGUUUUGGCAUACAGAAGAAGCCUAUUUAUAUUAACAUUGUGAGGGAUCCGCUGGAUCGACUAGUUUCUUAUUAUUAUUUUGUCCGCUAUGGAGACGACUUCCGCCCAUUCCUAAAGAGAAGAAAAGCUGGUAACAAAGAGACAUUUGACCAGUGUGUAGAGCGAAGUGGUGAAGACUGCAGUCCUGAAAAUCUGUGGAUGCAGAUUCCGUUUUUCUGCGGUCAUUCUGCAGAGUGCUGGAAUCCCGGCAGCAGGUGGGCCCUGGAGGAGGCGAAACACAACCUGGUCCACAACUACCUGGUCGUUGGGGUAACAGAGGAGCUGGGAGACUUCAUUGCUCUCUUAGAGGCCACCUUCCCCCGCUUCUUCAGGGGGGCGGUCCAGCUUUAUAACUCAGGUAGAAAAUCACAUCUGCGGAAAACCUCCAAAAAGAUUACACCAAAGCCAGAAACUAUAGCUAAAAUUCAGGAAUCGACCAUUUGGAAAAUGGAAAAUACAUUUUAUGAAUUUGCUCUUCAGCAGUUUCAUUAUGUGAAGCAUCAGACAUUUGACUUGCUGGACGGAGAGUAUGUGGAAAAGGAAAACCGAUUCAGCUACGAGAAAGUGCGGCCGAGAUAGUCGUCAACAUUAGCAAUAGAAACAACUUGCAAUAUAUCAUUAGAUCAUGAUGUGAAAACAUUGCCACCGGACUGAAAGUUAACAUGUCAUGGGUUUUCAUACUUGAUUAGUCAGUGCUGUAAGAAACGUUUCGACAUGUAGAUUUAAUUACGAAAAGACAUGGUAAGAUGGAUUAUAAAACACUUUGUCACUAGAAAGAAUGGCUUGACGUGUCACAGGCUGAUAUAUAUAUGAUGAAACGGUGAUAAUGAGUCACGCCAUUGGAAAGUAAAACGUUAAACGGGUAUUCUAUGAUGUAUAUCUAUUUAUUUUUUAUUCAUUUCUUUUAGAUUGUCAUGUAAUCGAGUUUCUGUGAAGUAUGACAAAUGUUGUACAAACAUAUAUUUUGGGAUUCAGUUUCACUUAUUUUGUAGGUGUAUAUUUAUGUCGGCUUCAUUUCUUCAUAACUUAUAAAUAAAUGUGAUCUUUGAAAGCACA